Molecule: messenger RNA, 2019 nt
Organism: Vigna umbellata (rice bean)
Lineage: Eukaryota; Viridiplantae; Streptophyta; Magnoliopsida; Fabales; Fabaceae
Source: RefSeq, a predicted model, not a curated record
AUGCUUCCAAGGGACAAUUUUCCCUUCACACAGGAUGCCAAUGAUCUUGUCAACAACUCUCCAAAAUAUCCAAAAACAGCACUUUCUAACCUCCUUCCUGAAGCAACGAAUGAAGUUAUCCAAUCGCAGUUGUUGGGUUUAUUUUCAUCCCUCACUGAUCUUCUUAAUCAUGCAUCAGAGGAAACCUUGCACCUGGUACUUGAUACACUACUUGCUGCAGUGAAAGCAGGUCGUGAAUCAUCAACAGUAGUUGAAAACAUGAUUUCUCCUGUAAUCCUUAAUGUGUGGGCAUCGCAUGUUUCGGAUCCUUUUAUCAGUAUUGAUGCACUUGAAAUUCUUGAGACGAUCAAAAGCAUUCCUGGAUGCAUACAUCCAUUGGUUGCCAGAAUUUUGCCGUAUGUUGGACCAAUUUUGAAUAAACCCCAAGAGCAAACUGAAGGCUUGGUAUCUGGUUCACUAGAUCUGGUAACAAUGUUACUAAAGAAUGCCCCUGCUGAUGUAGUGAAAGCAAUAUAUGAUGUCUCUUUUAAUGCUGUUGUCAAAAUAAUCCUACAAAGUGAUGACCAUAGUGAAAUUCAGAAUGCUACAGAGUGUUUAUCUGCAUUUAUAUCUGGGGGAAGACAAGAAAUUCUUGCGUGGGGAUCUGAUUCUGGAUCAACUAUGAGAAGUUUACUUGAUAUAGCUUCAAGAUUACUAAACCCGGAAUUGGAAAGCUCUGGGUCUCUCUUUGUUGGGAGUUACAUUCUUCAACUUAUUUUGCAUUUGCCAUCACAUAUGGCGGUACAUAUACGAGACUUGGUUGCUGCACUUGUCAAACGAAUGCAAUCUGCUCAAAACGCUGUCCUACGAAGCUCAUUGCUAAUUGUUUUUGCUAGACUGGUACACAUGAGUGUUCCUAAUGUUGGAGAUUUCAUUGAUUUGAUGAUCUCAAUUCCUGCGGAUGGACAUGACAAUUCGUUUGCUUAUGUGAUUUCAGAAUGGACCAAGCUGCAGGGCGACAUACAGGGAGCAUAUCAAAUAAAAGUAACUACAAGUGCCUUGGCCUUGUUGCUAACCAGCAGGCACAAUGAAUUGGGAAAAAUACAUGUCCAAGGCCAUCUAAUUAAGUCUGGUGAGGGAGUGACCACAAGAUCAAAAGCUAAAUCAGCUCCGAAUCAAUGGGUAAUAUUACCACUUCCCACCAAGAUAGUGGCUUUGUUGGCGGAUGCAUUAACUGAAAUACAAGAACAAGUUUUGGAAGCUGAUGAUGUGGAUAGUGACUGGGAAGAAGUUGAAGCGGAUGGUAUCGAAAAUGAUAGAGAUUUUCUUUAUUCGGUGUCUUCACCUUUGGGAAAAGCCACUGAUGAACAUCUUCAAGCAAUGGCUAAAGUAUUUAAUGAGGAUCGAGAUGAUCAGUACGACGACAACCUUUUUAGUGUUGCUGAUCCCCUCAAUCAGAUAAAUCUGGCAAAUUACCUUGUUGAUUUCUUUGUUAGCUUUUCGCAAUCUGAACGACAGCUCUUAGAGCACAUUUGCGAGAGUUUGACUCAGUCUCAACGAAAUGCCAUUCAAAUGAUACUGAAGAGAUGAAAAUUUAGUGUGUAAUCAUCGAGUGCUGUCUCAAGGAUGGGUUGAUAAUACUACGAAGAAUCCAACAAAGAUGAGGUUGGGAACCAAUAUUUUUCCAAUAUUUAGGUUGGGGUGGUCUGCAAUUCUGAAUGGCGUUUUCCCUCUGCUGUACUGUAGUGCUCGCCCGUUUAUGUCUAUUGAUUUUUUUAUUGGAUUUGUUAUUGUAUGUAUUGAAGUUUUGUUUUUAGUUGGUUUCUGCCCAUCUAUAAUUUUGACCAAAUAUUGUUUGUAUACCAAUUAUACUGAUUAUUCAAGAAAAGGAAGAAAUCUCAGUUGGUUUCUGCUUGUCACUGUUCCCGGUAGAAAACUGUUUAUAUUUCAUGUAGGAAAACUUUAGCAGUCUAAAGUUAAGCAUUGGUUGGAGUAAUGAUUUCUUUCCCUCCCUUUGUAAUAACCCAUUUCUUUUCUGGA